UUAUAUUUCCAAGAGGAAAGAUGAGCGGCUCAAGACAACGAUCGAACAACGAGCUGGUGAAGUGGGUGAGGGAAAAAAGCGAUAACAACGCAGGUGAAGAAGGACACUCGGUGGAUAGAAAACAAGAGAUUGUGGGGCCACAAUGUAAAAAGUUGUCACGUAAUGACAUUUUCUGUUUCGUUCAAGGGACUCGGAGUGUUCAUUAUGGUCUGUACAACCAGGGCGCCACGUGUUACCUCAACAGUGUCCUGCAGGUUCUCUCCAUGACAACAGAGAUCCACGACAGGCUGGAGUCAGGAUCAAAGACCACGGAUGACGAGCUGAAAACCCUCUUCAAAUAUCUAAAGGAAGCCACGGGUAGAACAGAAGACAUCACAGAGAGUUUGGAGGUGGAGAACGGUGAGAAAGCAUUGAGGGAAGUCACACGGCAGCUGGAGAUGCUUUGGUGUUCACUGGAUUCAAACGUAAAUGUCCAUUUCAAAGUUCACCUACAAGGUGACGCGGCGGACUGCCUGGUGAGGAUUUUACGCAAGAUCAGCCCACGGGCCUCUGAGGUUUUCAAAGGAGAGCGGACGGAUGCGAUAAAAUGCUGCAAAGGUCACACCAUCAACGAGGACAUCGACCCAUUCUGGUACCUCUCACUGUCACUGGAGGACACCAGCGACCCGUCCACAGCACACAGCGUGGAAAAAGGCUUCGAGAGGAUCUUCAGGUCUCGAGUGCUGGACGGAGACGCGGUCUACUGCAACGUCUGUGGCGAGGAAACCAAGGCGACCUGCGAGAGCGAGAUGGUGUCAUACCCUCAGAUCCUGAGUCUUCUCAUCAAGAGAUUCAUCUUGGACAACAACACAAAGUCCCAUUUCAAGUCGAACCGCUGCGUGGACGUCCCGCGGAAGCUACAGAGGAACCACAUGAAGUACGAGGUGUACGCGGUGGUGAAUCACACGGGCAGCGUGAGCGGUGGACACUACACGGCCAGCGUCCUGAGCCACGAGGACGGCGCCUGGUACGAGUUUGACGACGCCAACGUCUACAAGAUUGAAGAGCAACCGUUUGCAGAAAGCGAGACUUUCAGGUACGCUGGAUUAUUUCCGUUUCAUCACAUGGGACAAAGCUGCAGUCCUGAGAUACAUUCUGUCGCCUUGAAAUGUUUACAGUACCUUUCCAACUUGUUUUCUUUGUAUUCGUCUGUGCAAACCCAUCAUUCUAAAUGGUUGUUCCGCAGUUCUAGCACAGCCUAUCUGCUCAUGUACAGAGAAGCGGCCAAACACGACCAGGUAGUUUCAAACCGCGACGAGGACGCAAUCCAAAUUGUUUACCCAGGCCAAACCCAAGAAACGAUGCACCAAAGGGGAGGACAGGGCGGUGAGGAGAUGCACCCUUUUUUAUUCCAACGCAUUGUAAUUAACACGCUGGUUAAUUCAUUUCCUUCUUACGUCCCCACCAGACAAGUGUCCAACGUGCAAGAGGACUACUCUUUGGAUUUCCCUCAUCGUUGUCAUUUGUGUGUUGGUCCUGAUUCUCGUUGUUGUAUUACCAAUAGUGUUAAUAAAGUAGGGAGGAUUCAUGUCAGCGCUGAACAGGAAUGUUACUGAUGAAGGUGUCAC
This is a messenger RNA of Gasterosteus aculeatus aculeatus (three-spined stickleback), 1607 nucleotides long. Lineage: Eukaryota; Metazoa; Chordata; Actinopteri; Perciformes; Gasterosteidae. The record is from RefSeq and is a predicted model, not a curated record.